Molecule: messenger RNA, 2525 nt
Organism: Maylandia zebra (zebra mbuna)
Lineage: Eukaryota; Metazoa; Chordata; Actinopteri; Cichliformes; Cichlidae
Gene: slc5a1
Product: solute carrier family 5 member 1
Biological process (GO): sodium ion transport; transmembrane transport
Cellular component (GO): plasma membrane
Molecular function (GO): D-glucose:sodium symporter activity
Source: RefSeq, a predicted model, not a curated record
UCGAGCAACACUGCCGUUGUCCAUCACAGCCAAAAUGUCACAAGAUUAUUCGUAUCAUGGAUUUUCCUACAUAAACAGAAAUGCAGAAAACAACACAAUCAACACGGUGGCCCUUAGAAAUGCGGCAGAUAUCUCCGUUAUUGUGGUCUACUUUCUGGUUGUCCUGGGGGUCGGAGUAUUGGCUAUGAUCCGCACCAACCGAUCCACUGUAGGUGGCUUCUUCCUUGCAGGGAGGAGUAUGGUUUGGUGGCCGAUCGGAGCAUCGCUGUUUGCCAGCAAUAUUGGCAGUGGCCACUUUGUAGGAAUCGCUGGUACUGGCGCAGCUGCAGGAAUAGCCAUUGGUGGAUUUGAAUGGAAUGCUCUUGUUGUGGUUGUCAUUCUGGGAUGGCUCUUUGUGCCCAUCUACAUUAAAGCUGGGAUCGUCACCAUGCCUGAGUACUUGAAGAAGAGGUUUGGAGGACAGCGCAUUCGCAUUUAUCUCUCUGUUCUCUCCCUCUUCUUGUAUGUCUUCACCAAAAUCUCAGCAGACAUGUUCUCGGGUGCAAUUUUCAUCCAGCAGGCACUUGGGUUGAACAUCUAUCUCGCUGUUAUUGCACUUCUAGCGAUUACGGCACUGUACACUGUCACAGGUGGACUGGCAGCAGUGAUCUACACAGACACUUUACAGACCAUCAUCAUGGUUAUUGGAUCAUUCAUUCUCAUGGGCUUUGCUUUCCAUGAGGUGGGAGGCUAUGUAAACUUUGAGAAACUCUACAUGCAAGCUAUCCCCUCAAUCACGGGUAACAUCAGUGCAAACUGCUAUGAGCCCCGGGCAGACGCCUUCCAUAUCUUCAGAAAUGCAGUUACAGGAGACCUCCCAUGGCCUGGUCUCGUGUUUGGACUCACCAUUCAAGCUACCUGGUACUGGUGUACUGAUCAGGUGAUUGUGCAGCGCUGCCUCUCUGCCAAGAGUCUCUCUCACGUUAAAGCAGGUUGUAUCCUAUGUGGUUACCUGAAGCUGCUGCCCAUGUUCCUCAUGGUUUUCCCCGGGAUGAUUAGCAGGAUCCUGUACACAGAUGUGGUAGCAUGUGUGGAUCCAACCGAAUGUGAAAAAUACUGUGGGACCAAGGUGGGCUGCAGCAAUAUCGCUUAUCCGAAACUGGUCGUCGAACUCAUGCCUGAUGGCUUGCGAGGUCUUAUGCUGUCUGUGAUGCUGGCCUCUUUGAUGAGCUCCCUUACCUCUAUCUUCAACAGUGCCAGUACUCUCUUCACCAUGGACAUCUACACUAAAAUCCGUCGCUCUGCUAGUGAGAAGGAACUCAUGAUUGCUGGCAGAGUUUUUAUCUUGGUCCUGAUUGGUCUGAGCAUAGCAUGGAUUCCUGUGGUGCAGGCAGCCCAAAGUGGUCAGCUCUUCGACUACAUCCAGUCCAUCACCAGCUUCCUAACUCCACCUGUCGCAGCUGUUUUCUUGCUUGCCAUCUUCUGCAAACGUGUCAAUGAGACUGGGGCCUUUUUUGGACUGGUAAUUGGACUGGUUAUUGGCUUGAUUAGGAUGAUUGCUGAGUUUGUUUAUGGGACAGGUAGCUGUGCUUCCCCCAGUAACUGUCCCACUAUCAUAUGUGGCGUUCACUACCUUUACUUUGGGAUCCUCCUGUUUGUCAUCUCCUGCGUCAUCAUUCUGACAGUGUCUCUCGUGACCAAACCCAUCGAUGACAAACAUCUGUACCGACUGUGCUGGAGCCUGAGAAACCGCACGGAGGAGAGGGUUGACCUUGAGAUGGAUGAUUGGGCUGAUAACCAAGAUUCCAGCAGUGAGGACUCAGACGAUGAUGAGCCUGGCUUCUGUAAGAAGGCGGUGAUGUGCUUCUGUGGCCUGGAAACCAAGAAAGCCCCCAAGCUGACUAAAGAAGAAGAGGAAGAGCUGCAAAGGAAGCUGACAGACACCUCAGAGGUGCCUCUGUGGAGGAACGUGGUCAAUGCCAACGCCAUCAUCCUUCUGUGUGUGUGCGUGUUCUGUCAUGGCUAUUUUGGCUAAGAGUCAGCUGAUUUCAAGUGCUCUCUGACUCUCUAAUUUAUACAAAUUUAACACACCACUCAGUAGCCCUCAACACUCUAAAACACAACCAUGCACUUGCAACUAUAUUACAAUGUUUAGCCUUUGAUGUAAAAUAUAUUUUUGUAAAGCACUGUGCUUUUCAUGAACUUGUCCUGGUAGAUCGCACUGUAAUAUAUGAACACAUAUUGCACUUACUGUAAAACAUGUUAAAGUUGUGUAUAUUCAUAUUUGCAUGCUACCCAUUGUCCCUAUGAGUUUUCUUUGUCGUCUUAACAGAAACAUUCAAACAGCUCACGACAGGAGCUGCAGGUGUGCAUCCACCUGUAGAGACCACUCUCACGCAGUAAGCGUUAUGUAAAUGUGUGGUUUUAUUUGCAACACAUAUUAACCACAACACGAUAAAAUGAGCUGCAGCACACGCUUGUAAUCUAUUUAAUUAAUGAUUAAUCUGUUCAAAGCCAAUCUCCAACUAAAGGAAUUGUAAAAACGU